CCUGCAACAGGUGGAUCGGUCAGCUGGUCCUCCGGCGUUUGUUGUGACCGUUACCAUGGACUACAGGGGGCGGAAAAAAAUUGAGAACACCUCCGGCCAAUUACCAAAUCGAAAAUUGUCAGUAGCCAAAAUGGAGGACUAUGCGCCAAGUCGCUACAAAAUGCUCGAGAAAAUUGGCGAGGGAGUCCAUGGCUGCGUGUUUAAGGCCAUCGAUUUGCAGCGCAACAAGGAGGUGGCCAUCAAAAAGGUGGCUCUAAAGAACAAAUUCGGAAACAUAGCUUUGAACACUUUAAGGGAAAUCAAAACCCUGCAGCUCUGCAAGUCGGAAUAUAUUCUGGGCAUUAUUGACAUAUAUCCCGACCUAACUGGGCUCUCCUUGGUACUGGAAUACCAGCCGGACACGCUGUACAACCGACUUAAAAGCGAGGUGAAUCCCCUGAGUCGCCAGCAGGUGCGCAAGUUCGCACACCAAAUGUUCAAGGGAAUUGCCUAUCUCCACGAGGCGGGCUUAAUGCACCGGGACAUCAAGCCGGCCAAUUUGCUAAUCAGCGAUGCGGACAUGCUCAAGAUUGCCGACUUUGGCCUGGCCCGCUUGUACUUUCCCGAGGAAGAAGCUCGUCUGUAUUCUCCUCAGGUUUCCACGAGAUGGUAUCGAGCUCCUGAGAUCCUCUGGGGCAGCCAGAAGUACGGAACUGGGGUUGACAUGUGGGCAGCAGGUUGUGUUGUGGCGGAAAUGCUUCGUGGAGUACCUUUGUUUGCAGGAACCACUGACAUAGAGCAGUUGGCCAUUAUUAUACGAACUCUUGGAAGUCCUCGACUUAAUCAGUGGCCUGAAUUGACUUCUCUGCCGGACUACAGCAAGAUAAGAUUUCCCAACUCAGUGGGCAUCCACUGGGACAACUUAUUUCCCAGCUGCACCCACGCGGUGGAAAUCAAUCUGGUCUCAAAUCUAGUUGUUUACAAUCCCAAAAACCGACUCAAAGCCAAGGAGGUGAGUUCAAGAUUAAAACUGUUACACUAUUAA
Molecule: messenger RNA, 1024 nt
Organism: Drosophila ficusphila
Lineage: Eukaryota; Metazoa; Arthropoda; Insecta; Diptera; Drosophilidae
Product: cyclin-dependent kinase 20
Exons: 4
Coding region: 56-1024 (322 amino acids)
Biological process (GO): protein phosphorylation
Cellular component (GO): nucleus
Molecular function (GO): cyclin-dependent protein serine/threonine kinase activity; ATP binding
Source: RefSeq, a predicted model, not a curated record